AUGGAAACACAACGAGGAAACGGAUCCAGCAACAACAGCACCGCCACCACCACUACCACUACCACCACCACGUGGACCCGGCUGAAGGAUAUACUGCUAGACUUUCAUCUAAAUUCGGAUCGUGUGUUUUACUGCAUCGGACUGAGCAUCGGGAAACGGCCCUGGCUAUGGCUGUUGGUCACCUUUGUCAUGAACUGCGUCUGUAUACCGGGUAUGCUGCUUUGGAAAGAGGCCGUCGAUGACGUCGAGAUGUUCGUGCCGGACGACUCCAUAGUACGGGCGGACGCCACCUGGGUCAGGAACCACUUCCACGACGAGUUCCGAUACGAGAGCAUCAUCGUGACCGCCCCCAACGUUUUGGAGCCCGAAGUGCUGCGUUCGAUCAGCAAGAUCGAGCAGAUCGUGAAGAACGUACGGGUGAAGAAUAGCACUUGGAAAGACGUGUGCGCAGGGUAUCUCACGUGGUUCAAUAAAACGGACACCACGGAUAUCUUCAAGGACCUCGACAUCACCGAGGACAUUCUCGCCGAGCUGAACAGCACAGCGUUCAAGGACGGUUGUAUAUAUCAGUCGAUCGUGCAACUCUGGGACACUGGUUUGUCGAAAGACGUUCGUAAUCUGACGAAAAAGGAAAUCGUCGAGGAUGUGAACAAGGCGUUGAGGCACAAGAUCGCUGGCAAUCUGUUGCUGGACAUCAGUCCUCUGCUCUCGGGACUCUCAUACGACAAAAAGGGUCGGAUUCGUGGCGCGAAGGCGACGAUCCUGAAUUGGUUGCUGCAGAAAACAAACUCGAACUCGGAGGAAUGGGAGCUGGAAUUCAUAGAUCGCGUUCUCCGGGGGAACGUCACGUUGCCGGCCGGGGUCGAGGUAUACGCGAUUGCCACGCGAAGUUACAUAGACACCUUACACCAGAUAUUGAACAGCAAUCUGACAGUGCUGUGCUGCGGUAUAUCGUUGAUUGUGGUUUACGUGACGGCGAUGAUCGGUAAAUGUAACGCCUUGGAGCAACGGAUUUACCUGUCGUUAAUGGGCGUUUUUGUGGUCGGCCAAGCGAUCCUGUCCUCUUACGGGUUGUGUUACUACUUGAGAUACUCGUACGGGCCGCUACAUUCGAUUCUACCGUUUCUGUUGCUCGGUAUAGGCGUCGAUAACAUGUUCGUGAUCAUGCAGAGCCUGACGAACUUGCCGGAGACCGAUCAGGCUCUGGAACUUCCGGUUCGGAUCGCUAAAGCGAUGCAACAGUCGGGCAUGUCCGUCACAGUGACUUCAUUCACGAACGUAAUCGCGUUUGCCUUCGGCAUCACGACGGUGAUGCCGUGUCUAAGAUCCUUUUACGCGUUCGCCACACUGGGUAUCCUCUUCUUGUACAUCUACGAGGUCACCUUCUUCAUGAGCUGCCUGGUGUACGAUGAAAAGAGGCUCCAGGCUCGUAAGGACGGCUGUUUCUGUCGUCCAAGAUUGAACUGGAAACCGAACGAGUGCAGUCAAAGAAACACUCAGCAGAUUCUCUUUGAGAAUUACAUCGGUCCGUGGGUUGUCAAGAACUCCGUGAGAACGAUCAUACUGUUGAUCACCGGUGGCCUUCUGUGCGUCAACACGUGGGCCAUUUUCCAGCUGGAGCAAAACUUCGAUCCGCUUUGGUACUUAAACCAGGACUCAUAUCCGAUCCAAUUCAAUAACAAGCUGAAAGAGUACUUUCCAAAGUACGGAAAACGUGCCGGCAUUUACAUGACCGGCGUGGACUACUACGAGGAUCGUGACUCCCUCUUCAGAUUGGUAGAAGGUCUAAAAGCGAAUCGGUUCAUUAAUAACGGCACUCUUGAACCGUGGUUCAUUGCCUAUGAAAAGUGGCUUAACGCUACUAACAAAGGUGAGAUUGAAAGCAGCGAAGAAUAUUAUAAUGUCCUUACCGAAUAUUUACUUCUGACUAAGGAAGGUCAAGCAUAUAUUAAGGAUAUUAAGUUCAGUAGUAUUCCAGCCGGAGAAUAUAAUAUAACGACAUCACAAAUUCCAAUACAACAUGUACUCAUCAACACAACCAUAGAACAAGUACAAGCAAUGGAGUCAAUCAGAGAAACAGUUCAGGGUACUAAUUUCUCCCAGGGAACCGACUAUAUUGCUAUUUUCUCGCCAGAUUAUGUUUCUUGGACCGCGAACAAGGUGAUAGGAGAGGAGUUGACUAGAAACUUGUGCCUCGAGAUAAUAACUAUCGGAGUGGUUAUAGUAAUAUUUCUCAGAGAUUUUAAGGCAUCCUUUUGGGUUCUCUGUUGCGUUUUAUUCACGCUCAUUGAUUUAUUAGGUUCUAUGUACUUUUUAAACUUGACUAUCGAAAUGUCUUCGAGUAUUAUGAUUUUACUAUGUGCGGGGUUAGCAGUUGAUUAUGCGGCUCAUAUUGGACUGGAAUUUAUCCGUACAAAGGGCAGUAAGAAAGAACGUGCAAUUGCAACACUUUCUAUCAUUGGACCAGCCGUAUUUAAUGGAGGUUUGAGCACGUUCCUCGCAUUUGUGUUACUGGGUUCCAGUGAAGCUUACAUAUUUAGUACUUUCUUUAAGUUAUUCACAUGUGUAGUAAUGUUUGGUUUAUUUCAUGGACUACUAUUCUUACCAGUAAUCUUAAGCUUACUGGGCCCUGGAGAAAGAAGAACUGAAAUAAAAAAGGCGAAUGUUUCGCGAGAACACAAUGGAUACUGUACUGUUCCUUUAUCUCAAAAUGAGAAAGAUUCAGGAAGUAGAACUGCCAAAUGAAAUUUGGCAGUGUCUAAAAGACUGCUUAGAUAAGUAUUUUGGUUACAAGAUCCUAGUAUAUAAAUUGCAUUUAUGGACACAAUGCACAUGUACUGUAAGACAGUAGUUUGUACAUUCUUUCAUAUAAAAACAAAUAAAAAUGUAUG
Molecule: messenger RNA, 2891 nt
Organism: Dufourea novaeangliae
Lineage: Eukaryota; Metazoa; Arthropoda; Insecta; Hymenoptera; Halictidae
Product: patched domain-containing protein 3-like
Exons: 12
Coding region: 1-2745 (914 amino acids)
Cellular component (GO): membrane
Source: RefSeq, a predicted model, not a curated record